CUCUGGAAGGAAAAGUCCAGAACCUAGAGAAGACAGGAUGGCAACAGCCGGGAAAGUGAUCAGAUGUAAAGCCGCAGUGCUCUGGGAGCCGCACAAGCCUUUUUCCAUCGAGGAAAUCGAAGUGGCGCCCCCGAAGGCGCAGGAAGUGCGGAUCAAGAUUCUGGCCACGGGGAUCUGCCGCACUGAUGACCACGUGAUCAAAGGGGUGAUGGCGUCUAAGUUCCCGGUGAUCGUGGGCCACGAAGCCACGGGGAUCGUGGAGAGCAUCGGAGAAGGCGUCACCACGGUGAAACCAGGUGACAAGGUCAUCCCUCUCUUCCUGCCUCAGUGCAGAGAGUGCAACGCCUGCCGGAACCCGGACGGCAACUUCUGCGUGAGGGCCGAUGUCACCGGCCGCGGGGUGCUGGCUGACGGCACCACCAGGUUCACGUGCAAAGGCCAGCCCGUCUACCACUUCAUGAACACCAGCACCUUCACCGAGUACACCGUGGUGAACGAGUCGUCCGUGGCCAAGAUCGACGCCGCGGCCCCUCCUGACAAGGUCUGCCUGAUUGGCUGUGGGUUCUCCACGGGCUACGGAGCAGCGGUGAAAACCGGCAAGGUCAGGCCCGGCUCCACCUGUGUGGUCUUCGGCCUGGGCGGGGUGGGCCUCUCGGUCAUCAUGGGCUGCAAGUCGGCCGGCGCGUCCCGGAUCAUCGGCAUCGACCUCAACAAGAGCAAGUUUGACAAGGCCCUGGCCGUGGGGGCCACCGAGUGCAUCAGCCCCAAGGACUCGCCCCGGCCGGUCAGCGAGGUGCUGUCGGAAAUGACCGGCAACAGCGUGGACUACAGCUUCGAGGUCAUCGGGCGCCUGGACACCAUGGUGGACGCGCUCGCCUCCUGCCACCUGAACUAUGGAACCAGCGUGGUGGUGGGGGCCCCGCCCUCCGCCAAGAUGCUCACCUUCGACCCCAUGAUGCUCUUCACGGGCCGCACGUGGAAGGGCUGCGUGUUCGGAGGCUGGAAAAGCAGGGACGACGUUCCGAAACUGGUCACUGAUUUCCUGGCGAAGAAAUUUGACCUGGACCAGCUGAUAACCCACGUCUUACCUUUCAAGAAAAUCAACGAAGGCUUCGAGCUGCUCUAUUCGGGGGAAAGCAUCCGAACCGUCCUGACGUUCUAGAUUCCCGCGGCAGGAGUCAGCUGCCCUCCUCCGAGCCCAGAAGCACUCUCAGAAGACUUGGUGAAGAGGAAUAACCUCCGUGGAACCUUCUGGAGAACCUUCUGAGCACACACAGGAAUUAAUGGGGAGGGGGCAGGGGGAGAUCUCCAAAAUGUAAUUUGCAUGUUCUGAGGCUGUAAUCAUGUAUCUGGGGGCAUGCUCAUACUUUUCUGAUGGGGACUGUUUUGGGAAGAGACUUAACCAAGGGGCAUGACGCAGAGCAGGUAGACAUACACAGAGACUCAUUCCUUCCCUGUGUGGCAUCUGCUGGAAAUAAAUUUACUUCCUAAAGUAAUUCUCACUGCAUGGCUGAUCUUUAGCACACUGCCACU
This is a messenger RNA of Sorex araneus (European shrew), 1533 nucleotides long. RefSeq names its product alcohol dehydrogenase 7 (class IV), mu or sigma polypeptide (gene ADH7). Gene Ontology annotation, molecular function: zinc ion binding; all-trans-retinol dehydrogenase (NAD+) activity. Gene Ontology annotation, biological process: retinol metabolic process; retinoic acid metabolic process. Gene Ontology annotation, cellular component: cytosol. Bases 38 to 1162 code for a protein of 374 amino acids. The record is from RefSeq and is a predicted model, not a curated record. The transcript has 9 exons. NCBI's taxonomy places the organism in Eukaryota, Metazoa, Chordata, Mammalia, Eulipotyphla, Soricidae.